CAUUGGGCAUAAUGCUUUAUACUUUUUGCAAGUGGAAGGCCUGUGUAGGUGUUGUUUCAUUAUUGGCAAAUGUUGUUAUUGCUUUUUAGACCAUAGGUUAGACUAGAUUAGACUAGUGGUGCUGUAUGCAGUCGAUACUAAAGGACUAAGUCUUAAGGAUGCACUGCUUGUUAUAAGAAUGAGUGCGUAAUAUCCACAGGAUAGCUGUGUUUGUUGGAAGUUGUAGAAGAGGUUCAGCGGACAUCUCAGAUUCCCUCUCUUAUUAUGAGACGCUGCAUAUCAGUGAUGUGAAUCACCAGAUUGUUAAGAGGAGUCUUGAUGGACCCUGGCACAUGAAGAAGUUGGAUUUUUCAACUUUAGGAAGGCGUUUCCGUGUCUACCUCCAGCCAGAUUCCCGGGUUCUGGCAUCAGAUUUCAAAGCCUACGCUCGUAAGGGUGAUGGCACUAAGGAACAGUUUGGGAUAGAUCCGGGUAAUUUCUACAAGGGUCACGUGUCGGGGGAGACACACUCCGAGGUGCACGCAUACUGGGAGGAUAACGCAAUAUCUGCCACCAUCAAAACACCCGAAGACACGUAUGUGAUUGAGCCAUCAUGGGGACAUCUACCUCAAUCUCCCAACUACACCAUGAUCACGUACAAAGGUUCAGACGUCAAAUCUUUGUUUGAUAAAAAUCAAACAAGUGGAGUCAAGCAAAAAAUAUGCGAGUUUGUUCGCCCACCGAACACGGAGCAGACGACACAGAAGGCAGCAGAGGCUGAUGUGGAAACUGACAAUGGGCAUUCGAGAGAAAAAAGGGCUGAUGAGUCGCUGAAGGACACGUGCCCACUAGGCCUAACAGCCGAUUAUCGAUUCUUUGAGAAUAGAGGAAAGGGUAAUUUAGUCUACACCACAAACUUUUUGAUUGGCCUUAUCAGCAGAAUUGACGCGCUUUACCGUCGAGUGGAGUUUGAUGAGACAUACAAAAGCUUUGGUUUUGAAAUCAAAGAGAUCACAGUGCACACAGAGCCAGAAAAAGUUGCCCCCGGCGAAGAACAUUAUAACAUGAAGAAGGAAUGGAAAGCAAAAGAUUUAUUGAAGGCCUUCAGUAAGGGUAACCAGUACAAGACAUUCUGUUUACAUCAUCUGUUCACCUACUAUGCGUUCGAGAGGGGCGUGCUGGGCCUGGCUUACAUAUCGUCACCGAGACGUUUCAGUGUUGGAGGGAUCUGUUCAGAUUCUUUUUAUGACCAAGGGGAGACAUACUCUUUCAACUCUGGCUGUAGCAGCGGGCAGAAUACCUAUGGCAACCGCAUACUCAUCUCGGAGGCUGACUGGGUCAGUACCCAUGAAUUAGGACACAACUGGGGCAGUGAGCACGACCCGGACGGUGAAUGUUCCCCCUCUUCGUUCAGUGGAGGAAAAUACAUCAUGUUCCCGUACCAGGUGUCGGGAUACGAGCCAAAUAACAUGUAUUUUUCGCCGUGCAGUAAAAGGAAUAUUGCAGUCGUCCUGAAGUCAAAAUCAAGUCAAUGUUUUACACAAUAUGUUCCGGGUAAAGCGUUCUGUGGUAACCACAAGAUAGAAACCGGAGAGGAAUGUGACGGAGGUGUCGUGGGCCAGCAAGAUCAAGAUCCUUGUUGUGAUAGCGAGUGUAAGCUCAGAAGUGGUGCCACAUGCAGCGAUUCUAAUCACGUCUGCUGUCAGAACUGUCAGCUUGCCCCGAGUGGUAUGAUCUGCCAUGAAGCGUCUCCAUUGGGAGAGGGCAUCACCUGUACUGGAAAUGCUACAUGCAACGGGACCAGCGUAGAUUGUCCGGAGCCAUCACCCAAGCCUGAUCAUACCAAAUGUGUGGACUUUGGAUCUUGCUUCCAUGGGGUAUGUAGACCCUUCUGUGAGGUGAUCGGAGAGGAUUAUGAGCCUUGCGCUUGCGACACCGUUGAGCAGUCGUGCCAGAUCUGCUGUAUGGAGAAGAACACUAACGCCUCCUGUGCACCAAAAAUGAAUCGAGAAGGAAAAUAUAUGAAUUUGUCGAACGGUCGUCCGUGUGUCCAUGGAUACUGCGAAGAGGGCAUCUGUGAGGUGCAGGUUGAAGACAUGAUACAACGAUUUUGGAGAAUCAUAGAGAACUUAUCAAUAGAUCUUGUCAUGAAAUUCAUGCGAGAUAAUUUAAUUGGUACAAUUCUGCUGUUGUCUGUCAUCAUCUGGAUUCCCGCGAGCUGUACCUUAAGCCAUUUUGAUAAAAAACGUCAACAAGAAGAAGAGAAUAUAAUAGACUGGCACAGUGGAAAGAACACAAGCCUUAACCCAGAUAACAAACGCAGUAAAGUGAGACUAAAACCAGCACAAGACAUGCAAAGGAUGACCAGUGGCUUUGUACGAUAUCUACACAAAUUAUUACCAGUUCCAAGUGAUUCAGUGGAUCACAUGACAUAUGUCUAGUUUUUGUGGAUCAGAGCGUCUUCUGUUGUUACCCUGAUAAUGAGUGACAUAAUUGCUCAUUACCAUAACUGAGGAGACACUCCUCAUUACCAUGAUUUGGGAGGCAUUGCUCAUUACCAUAACUGAGGAGACACUCAUUACCAUGAUUUGGGAGGCAUUGCUCAUUACCAUAGCUAAGGAGACAUUGCUCAUUAGCAUAACUGAAGAGACAUAAUUGCUCAUUACCAUAAUUUAGGAGACAUAAUUGCUCAUUACCAUAAUUUAGGAGACAUAAUUGCUCAUUACCAUAAUUUAGGAGACAUUGCUCAUUACCAUAACUGAGAAGAUGUUGAUAUUGGAAAGGAUGACAAUUUAUGUGCUAAAAUUUUGUAAAAUCAUAUUACUUGUGUAUUUAAAUGAACUUUUUCUACAUUUGACAAUCUGUGCUCAUUCUCUUUAGUAUGUUUACAUAAUCAUUUUGUUUUUGUCUAUCUUAGAUAGAUCAUGUCUUCAAAAGAUAAUUACUUAUUAGAAUGAUUAGAAAGUAUCUAUUGAUGUAAAAUAGAAUCAUUAUAGACAAUGCAAAGCAGAAUGUGAUAUUCCCUAUCUAUAUCUAUCUAUAUACAGUAGAACCUCUCUAUUAGGGAGUGCUGUCCUUAAUAGAGAGGUGUCCUGAUUAGAGAGGUCAAAUUGAACGGAAACAACCAUUUUGGGUUCCUCAAUAGAGAGGUGUCCGCUAUGGGAGGUUCCAAUGUAUGUAUAUAUGUUCUAAGAAAUGAAUAAAUUAUGCUAUUUUGUAAAUACUCGUAUACACAUAUACAGCCGAUUUGGGAAAUCGAAUUCUGUGUACAUUUCGUUAAUUUCUUUUCAAGCCUCUUGCGGCUCACUACUUUGACAAUCUUAGCCAAUGUGAAUGCAAAUUUACCGAAUUCAUGUACAUGUAACAUCAAGUGUACUGUUAUGCUCAAUUUUUAUGAA
Lineus longissimus is the source of this 3377-nucleotide messenger RNA. RefSeq names its product ADAM 17-like protease. Gene Ontology annotation, molecular function: metalloendopeptidase activity. The transcript is spliced from 21 exons. Gene Ontology annotation, cellular component: plasma membrane. Lineage: Eukaryota; Metazoa; Nemertea; Pilidiophora; Heteronemertea; Lineidae. The coding region runs from base 333 to 2420 and encodes 695 amino acids. The record is from RefSeq and is a predicted model, not a curated record. Gene Ontology annotation, biological process: Notch signaling pathway; membrane protein ectodomain proteolysis.